AUGGGAGAAAAUGUACCACCCAACUCGGCCGCGCAAACAUCAGCAGCCGCCGACCAGCCCGGCCGACCUUACUACGAAUCCCUUCGAACAAACCUACGCGCGACCCUCGAGAAGAAGCGACGGCUAGACGAACAGCUCGCCAUGGUCGAGGAACAAAUUCACAAACACGAAGGCAAUUACCUCGAGGAAACCGCCAACUCAGGCAACAUCGUCCGCGGCUUCGACGGCUGGGUGAAAGGCGUAACGAUUUCAGCAGGCGGUCGCGGCGCGGUGGACGAUCGAAGAAGAGGACGUGUGAGGGAGGAGGAUCGAGUGUUUAGUCGGAGCUCAGUGGGAUGGAUGCGCUUGCAGGAGGGACCUGAGUCGAAUACGCCAUCGCAUGCGCCGACUCCGACGGGUUCGACGGCGCCGCAGUUGAGUCGUGCGGACACGGCUGCUUCGACGCCUGUUGCUUCGGGAGUCAAAGCUCCAGGGAACAAGAAGAAGAGACCGACGGAGAAGGAUGAGGAGGAAGAUUCGAAGCCAAGCAAGAGGGGCAAGAUUUCGUACUCAAGGGAGUGA
This is a messenger RNA of Zymoseptoria tritici IPO323, 561 nucleotides long. RefSeq lists its product as uncharacterized. Lineage: Eukaryota; Fungi; Ascomycota; Dothideomycetes; Mycosphaerellales; Mycosphaerellaceae. The record is from RefSeq and is a predicted model, not a curated record. Gene Ontology annotation, cellular component: NuA4 histone acetyltransferase complex. The transcript has a single exon. Bases 1 to 561 code for a protein of 186 amino acids.